AUGGCGACCAAACUACCUUCACUGACUCCAAAAACAGUGGCUGCUCAAAGCGAGGGUGUCUCCAGCGCAGAAAAAGCGAAAGCGGCUAUGGCGCUGAUAGAAAAUGAAGGACUGUCGGAACUCAAAGUCAUAUGGCACGCAAAAAUGAAUGUCAGCCCCAUCGCGGAUCUUCCUUCACGUACAACAACUCACGGCUUUCCACCGAAGCUAGCCCAGGAGUAUCCGGAUUUGGAGUUUUUACCGGCGACGUUUAAGGACCCCUUGGCAAAUCUCAGACUCGAUGAAGAACUUCCAAUCUGGUCGCCACCGGAACAUGGAGCAUCCGAGCCGGGUGUCAAACGAUCACGUCGUAUUUCGCGCCUACUUGCUCGCAAAACCGCCAGCAGGGGCGGCAAAAAACCCGGCUUUCUAAAAACGGUGCCCGACAAGUCGCUUCCGGUGCCACCCCUGGUGCGCAGUGCCUACUUCUAUUCCUACGGUAGGUGUCCAGCCUGCGCUGGUUUUAACAGACAGACGAUGAGGACAGUGGAGUGUAGCCUUUGUGAAAAGGCCAGAAGCAGCAAUCGUAAGCGAUUGUUCAACCAUCACACCUCACAACGAAUCAGUAAUUCCACGAAGGACGGCACACUGGAGCACCUUAUCGGAAAAACAAAACGGAGGAUCUCUGAUGGGAGGGCGAGAGAGACAAUUCGGCAUCUGGGUAGCGCGCUUGCAGAAGUCGGAGUGGUCGACAAACUGGAUGUCAAUGGACCAUCUGAAGGAAGGUUAAGUUUCAGAAUGCUACCGCCGCCAAGUUCGAAGUCAAAAACCGAAACUCCCGUCCCCUCUGAUUUGCCCAAUUUUUACGCUCAGACUGAUGACGGGGGGAGUUUUAACAGCUUUACCUCUGCCAGUUGUGAUGAUAAUCUCUCCAUGUCGAUGAAAAAUAGUCAGUUUCUCCACCGAAAAAAGGAAAGAUUCACUCCAAGGAAUCAGCUAAAACCGGAUGUUAUGGAUUUAAAAUGCAUGUAUCCCGGCGCCACCAUUCUAUCCGCAAAGUUAAAGGACUAUGACUGUCACGUGCCCCUUAUUUCCUAUGAUGUAAAUGAGAUGCGGGAACUCUACACCGUGACCAUCCUCAAGGACACCUGUCUGAGGAGGCUGCUUGCAUUCAGAAACCUCUCUUCCCUGCCGGCGGAACUGCACUAUAUCAAGAAUAUCAAGAAGCGCGAGGAUACAGACGACUCUGCACCCGGAACAAAGAAUCUUGAUGCCGCUGGGGACAAGGAUCAUCAGUUUCGAGUGACCAUGGAAAACACAGCAAAGAGCAUCCUCACUGAACUCGCAAAUCACUUCUACGAGGCGGACUUUGUUAUCCUCUCCCUUUUCACUAACUGGCUCGAACGUGCUCGCAAAGAUACCUGCCUUCUCUGUCUACAGACGGCAGACGAGAUGAGCGAAUUCCUGCAUAUUCUGGGCCGAGAACUACUGAAUGAUAUCUUUAAGCCGGCUGGAAACGCCAGAAUGCAAAUGCUCUUUGUGCUGGCCACCGUCUCCGAGGAAUCCCGCCUGCGUCACUUCCUGUGGUCCAGCGUGAGGACCUGGCUUGAACCCCUACUGCUGAGUCUGCUUGUCGAAUCGGCCGGCACUCGAGAGGAAUCCUGCUAUACACUCGCUUACCUCUUCAGUUGCAACACCCUGGUGAACGACAUGCGACACAACUACGAUCUCGACAUCCCCUUUGAUGUGGCCUCAGUGGUCAUACGGGCGCUUGAAAUGAGGCCAGAGAGUUUCAUGCAUUUCUUCUGCCUGUUGGCCUACAUGAUCGAGGGCUGUCCCUCCUACAGCAUCCUCAACUGUCUGAUUGACAAAGCUCCAAAGACGAAGUGCACCAUCUUUCGUCAGCGCUGGCCCCUACUCAUCUAUUACGCCUUCAAACACUGGGAGGACAGUUACAUCUACGUCAGUCCCUUCCACCCAAAACGCAUCUGUGAGGCCAUGGCAGUUGCCUAUGGCGAUCCGGUAUCUCGAAAAGCUGCGAAAAUGGCGCUGAGUGCCAUCAGCAGCAGAACGCAUCUCAUUACACCUGUGGUCACCUGUUGGCUGAACCAAUGGAUCAACAUGGAGGAAUCGUCCGAGGGCAAAAGUGACUGA
This is a messenger RNA of Spirometra erinaceieuropaei, 2133 nucleotides long. The record is from the annotation of a GenBank genome assembly. NCBI's taxonomy places the organism in Eukaryota, Metazoa, Platyhelminthes, Cestoda, Diphyllobothriidea, Diphyllobothriidae.